AUGCCGGUGAGGAGAAAACACAUACCAACGAAGGAAGACUUCCAAAAGUGGGAACACCUACAAGACUUGCCGUUACCUCAAGUUGAAGGAGAAAUCGGCUUGCUUAUCGGAAACGCGGUAGCGGACGCCUUCACGCCGUACGAGACCAUUACCGGUCCACGGGGUAGCCCCCAUGCCGUGAGAACCGCCAUAGGCUGGAUCGUCUGGAAUGUCGUCCGUCACAAUGGAAGCGAAAUCAGUAGCAGAAGACCAGUCAAUAGAGCAGAGCUUGCAGCAAUACAAGACAUGGAACAGGUCGGAAGAAUGAUGGCGAGGACGCUCGUGUACGACUUCCCGGAGCAGUUUGACGAGGACCGGCUUGAACCAAGCCAAGAAGACAAGCUGUUCAUUAAGUUGACUUCCGAGACAACACGUUUUCACGAGGGUCACUACGAGGUUGGACUUCCGAUAAGGGAUGAUGGAAGGAAGCUCCCCGACAACAGGAACCCAACCAUGAACCGAUUACAAGGGCUGCGGAAAAAGCUGAAGGGAAACCCAAAGUUCUACAAGGACUACAAGAACUUCAUGACGGAUAUGAUGGAAAAAGGCUACGCGGAAACCCCGGAUGAAGUUAUGAGUCGAAAGGAUGGACGGGUGUGGUACAUCCCACAUCACGGCGUGUACCACCCCAAGAAGCCUGACAAGAUCCGCGUAGUCUUCGACUGCUCAUCAAAAUUCUUUGGCGUCUGUUUAAACGACAUACUACUGCAAGGACCUGAUCUAGCGAACAGCCUCGUCGGCGUACUUCUGAGAUUCCAUCAAGACCCAGUAGCCUUCAUGGCGGACAUAAAAGCCAUUUCCACCAGGUCAGAGUUUCCACCAGCGACAGGGACUACCUCCGAUUUUACUGGUGGCCUAACGGAGAUGUGGAGAAAGAACCUGCGGAGUACAGAAUGA
Messenger RNA from Priapulus caudatus, 936 nucleotides. RefSeq lists its product as uncharacterized. Bases 1 to 936 code for a protein of 311 amino acids. NCBI's taxonomy places the organism in Eukaryota, Metazoa, Priapulida, Priapulimorpha, Priapulimorphida, Priapulidae. The record is from RefSeq and is a predicted model, not a curated record. The transcript has a single exon.